AUGGGUAUGUCGGAUAGUGGGGAGAAUAUUGAAAUUAGGAACAAAUUGAAAGAUUUGUGUCUGGAUCUUAAUAUGGACCUUGAAACUGAAGAGGACGCCUGGGAAUCUUAUGAAAGAAUCUCCCACAGUUACACUCUCGAAGGUGAUUCGUUGCACUGGCUGGCCUGUUCCCUCUAUGUUUCCUGUAGGAAAAGUCAUGUACCCACUGUCUCAGGUCAUGAAGAUGUCGAGGGUAACUGCGUAUCACUGACACGACUUUUGAAGACCACUAAAUUGAGGUAUGCAUCUUUUUUUAAAAAUCUUUUUAGGUCGUAG
Molecule: messenger RNA, 315 nt
Organism: Helobdella robusta
Lineage: Eukaryota; Metazoa; Annelida; Clitellata; Rhynchobdellida; Glossiphoniidae
Exons: 2
Coding region: 1-315 (104 amino acids)
Biological process (GO): negative regulation of G1/S transition of mitotic cell cycle; cell differentiation; regulation of transcription by RNA polymerase II
Cellular component (GO): transcription regulator complex; chromatin
Molecular function (GO): RNA polymerase II transcription regulatory region sequence-specific DNA binding
Source: RefSeq, a predicted model, not a curated record